Molecule: messenger RNA, 1710 nt
Organism: Xenopus laevis (African clawed frog)
Lineage: Eukaryota; Metazoa; Chordata; Amphibia; Anura; Pipidae
Product: cilia- and flagella-associated protein 251
Exons: 11
Coding region: 349-1614 (421 amino acids)
Source: RefSeq, a predicted model, not a curated record
GCAGGAAACAGAGGUGACUUCACCCUGGGGAUGUGACAGUUGGUUCAGUCCGUUGGUUGUCACUUUGGUGAGAGACAUCGGGCUACAGCGUGUUUGCCGCGUUUCCUGCGAUCUUUGCGAUUUUUUCUGCAAGUUCUGCACGUUUGCUGCUCAUCGUCAUCAGAGCAUUUUUUGGCUUCCCCCUAGUUUGAUAUAAUCCAUCCUUAUCAGAACUAGUUUUUGGGAUAGCCAGGGUCUCCUCAGGGAGACCCCUUGGGGUACCCGGCCUUGUGCCGGUCCCUUUUUUUUUCUUCCAGAAGCGACAACAUCUACGACUUCUGCGUUUUUUUGAAAGACGACUGAAACAUCAUGGACCGCUCCCUAGAGAUGGAGGCGGUUUUGUUGACCCGGAAGAACUUCAGGGAGGAGGAGGAGACAGACAUCGAGAGUCUCCUCUAUUUUUAUGAACAUCACUACAGGAGAGAGUUCGGGAAGAUGGACGACUUAGCCAACUUCCUCAUCGGAUAUGCAGCCACCCACCAGUACCUGACUAGGGCGAACCUGGUGUAUUUUAUCUACGUGGUCAUGAAUCUGGAACAACUGGAUAAGAUUGUGGCUGAUUUCCAGCUGCCGGAAUCACCUCUCAGAAACAUCAAAAUAGACCGAGACGAGGUUGCCGAAGCCUUUCAAACUUUAAGAUCAAUAUCGGAGGGCAUGGAGAGCAAACUCCUCGAGAAGGAGAAGGAGCUGGAAGAAGCUGCCAUUCAACAGGAAAAAGUGGAGCAAGAUCACCUGCAGGAAGAGGAGAACCAUCAGGAGGAGCAAGAAGAGGUGGAACACCAUGAAGAGGAACAGGAGGAGCCAAAGAAAGAUCAAGAUGAAGAUGUUCCUGCUGACAAGAAAGAGGAGAUGGAAGAACUGGAGAAGGAGGUUCCUCCAGAACAGCAAGAGGAGGAGAUGGAACUGGAGGAACAAGAGGAGCAAAAAAAGGAGCAAGACGAAGAUGGUCUUGCUGAAAAGAAAGAGGAUAUGGAAGAACUGGAGAAGGAGGUUCCUCCAGAACAGCAAGAGGAGGAGAUGGAACUGGAGGAACAAGAGGAGCAAAAAAAGGAGCAAGACGAAGAUGGUCUUGCUGAAAAGAAAGAGGAUAUGGAAGAACUGGAGAAGGAGGUUCCUCCAGAACAGCAAGAGGAAGUGAUUGAACUGGAAGGACAAGAGGAGCAAAAGCAGGAACAAGAGGAAGAUGUUCCUGCUGAAAAGCAAGAAGAGGCAGAAGAACUGAAGAAAUAUGUCCCUCUUGAACAGCAAGAAGAUGUGGAAGAACUGGAGAAAGAAGAGGUGAUGGAACUGGAGGAAGAAGAGGAGCAAAAGCAGGAACAAGAAGAUGUUCCUGCUGAAAACCAAGAAAAGGGGGAAGAACCAGAGAAAGAUGUUCCUGCCGAAAAGAGAGAAGAGGUGAUAGAAAUGGAGGAACAAGAGGAGAAAAAGCAUGACCUAGAAGAAGUUCCUGCUGAACAAAAACAGCAGCAGCCAACCCGGGGAAGAAGGGUUACAAUCAGGCUGCAGAGGAUCUGGCGUUCCACCAAGAAGUUCUUCCGAGGGAUAAACUGUCGUCGCCCCACUCCUGCGCCUUAAAUACCUUGCACCCACACUGGAACCCACACAAGCAUUCACACAUACACUUACACACGCACCCUCCCUUCCACACACACAUAUUAAAGGAAUCAUUCA